AUGCUUCACGCACUCGAAGACAUCAUUGCCGCGGUUGACCGCCACCUUGUCGGCAAAGAGAAGAUUGCCGCAAUUGAGCGCAGCUCACCCAUGGGCCUCACCCAGCUCAAGCGCUACAUCAAGAUGAAGAAGGAAACGGGCGCCAUCGUUGUUGGCAAGGUCGGCGCCCGGAAGAAGUACGUGGCGGGACGUGCACCGAAGAAAACGGCGGCUGAAAACGGCUUCGAGACGUGCGGCGCCUGGCCGCUGUCUCUCGUGGCCAUGGACAAACACGUGGAGAAGCAGAAGGUCAACGGCGUGCGGUCGACCCUCGACAUCGAGGCAUGGAUCAAGUUGCACUGCUCCUCUUAA
Molecule: messenger RNA, 351 nt
Organism: Saprolegnia parasitica CBS 223.65
Lineage: Eukaryota; Oomycota; Saprolegniomycetes; Saprolegniales; Saprolegniaceae
Exons: 2
Coding region: 1-351 (116 amino acids)
Source: RefSeq, a predicted model, not a curated record